Prunus mume (Japanese apricot) is the source of this 544-nucleotide messenger RNA. NCBI's taxonomy places the organism in Eukaryota, Viridiplantae, Streptophyta, Magnoliopsida, Rosales, Rosaceae. The record is from RefSeq and is a predicted model, not a curated record.
AAAAGUAAUGAAUGGAUUGCCAUGCUACCUCGUCUACACUGGGUAUAUUUUCAACGGGCUUUGCAAAAAAUUUGGUAUCAAGCCGGAUAAGUAUGAAUCUAGGAAGAAACUGCUCAUGAGUCUCCCGGUACAGGAACUUGAAAAAAUGACAUGCUGUAACAUUUAUCUCUGCCCAAAGGAUCACUUGGUUGCCGUUAUGGGUCCAAUUCGAGGAAUGAAGCUAGUCAGGAAGAUUGUGGAAGACUGCAUUGUUCAUAAUAUUCCUCCGGCACCUCGUGUAAGGAGGCUUGCAAAUUACAUUCAAGCGAUUAAAGGUGUUGAGGCGUUGAGGCUAUGAUGAACAAUCUCGAAAAUGAAUGUUGGGUUCUGCUGCUCCAGUUGUGGUCGUUUAAUCCAUGAGUUUACACUACACUACAAGAUGAUCAAUUCUAUAACUAAAUAACUAGGAAUUGAUGAAUGGAUUCUGCUUCUGAGAAAUUUAUCAUCUACUUUUUGAGAUGCUUAAUUUGUUGUACUCCAAUGUAAUGACGUGUUUAAUCCUUCA